Messenger RNA from Amoebophrya sp. A25, 1471 nucleotides. The record is from the annotation of a GenBank genome assembly. NCBI's taxonomy places the organism in Eukaryota, Dinophyceae, Syndiniales, Amoebophryaceae.
GCGACGACUCGAAGUUCAAAAAGACUUAGAAAGCAUGUUGCAGAUAUCGCUGUACCAACUUGGACAUGAACGAUGUCAAGCGCAUUUUCUGACCAUUUUCCUCUCACCAUCACAGUCGUGGUUGCUCAGAAGUUUUUGUGUGAGUAGAAGGAGGUGUAAAGUAGCAAAAUCACGGCAUCACUAUGGACGAGGAGCUACAUUAGAUUUUCGCGUUCCUAGAUUCAUUUGUAGCGUGAUCGUCCUCUCGCGUUUCACAGAUUGCUUCUUUUGUUGGGUGUGGCCUUGUUCGCUAAAUCUUUUACAAGUCUUUGUUAUUCAGUUGCAGCUUGUUGGCAUUGAUUCGGAGACAGAAUGCCGCGUUUUUAUUGCGAAUAUUGCGAUGUCUACCUGAAGUGCGCUUCGCAGGGGUGCCGCAAAGAGCACAACUUCGGGAGGAAGCACAUUAACAAUAAGAUUGAUCACUAUACUGCCUUGAUCCGCGAAAAGCAGCUCGCACCGCCGAUUCAUCAGCCUCCGAUGUGGCUGGUAGCGCUAUUCUCUUUAGGGAUGUGCCUAGACUGCCUGAGCCUCCUUUGUUAGAAAUUAAUGUAGUCACGGACGCGGUCAUCUGGAGGCUAUAAUUCUAUCAUAUCACCUCUAUCACUUGGCUUCUUUGUCAGACUUCUCCAUAUCUAUCCUUAGCGAGGAAACCACGACAACUUUUCAGGUGAAGCGCAUUCGGAAAAACAUGGCUAGCGCGCCAGGAGCAUCACCCGCGCUUCCAGUUCCUGUGCUGCCUAUGGUCCCGAGGCCCGAAGAGAAUAAGAUUCCAGAUGCAGCCUCUUUUGCAAAAAUGCCACAAAAUAUGUUUCAGAUGAUGGCACAAAACAUGCAGCAAAGUAUGAAUCAACAAAUGCAGAGCCAUAUAGCAGGAAAAGGCGGACCAGUUCCACCUGCUGGCCCUCCAGGUCUACAAGCUAUGCAAGGUAGUAGAAGUGCGAUUCUUGGUUUUCUAGUUCGUCGGAGAUCAUAUCUCUGUAGAUAAUGUUCAUGUCCUAUGAUCAAUUGUAGUUUCUUCGGAAAAAGAUAGUACUGGUCGUGCAAAUUCAUCAAAAUGAAAGAUUCAUUUGUUGUUCAGGUAUGCCGGGUAUGCCUCAUUUAGCUCCACCACCACCGAUGAUGGGCGCACCACAAAUGGGAGGACUCAUGCCACCAGGAAGUCUGGGUCAAAGAGCUCCAAUGUAAUCCGGGUCAUCAAAAAGAGAUUUACGCCUUUUCCCGAAUGUCUCAAGAUUUUUAUCACAUAAUUUUCUCCUCCUUCCAUGAGCAUGACAUAUCCAAUUCCCCAUGCGCUUUCCCUCUCCCAAACAUAAAACAUGGACAUCUAAGAAAAUCUGCUCUUGGAAUAUAGCUCAAAGAAUCGACUCUAUGAAACACGUAAGUAGACAGUUUUGUUCCAUUGAAGCAGCAUCCUCGUGGUUGAUAGGCAACA